Molecule: messenger RNA, 1963 nt
Organism: Actinia tenebrosa (Australian red waratah sea anemone)
Lineage: Eukaryota; Metazoa; Cnidaria; Anthozoa; Actiniaria; Actiniidae
Product: guanine nucleotide exchange factor C9orf72
Biological process (GO): endocytosis; autophagy
Cellular component (GO): autophagosome; endosome
Molecular function (GO): guanyl-nucleotide exchange factor activity
Source: RefSeq, a predicted model, not a curated record
UUCCGCCUCUCUCGAGCAAAUUGUGUGUGGUUAUCAUUUUCGUGUUUUAGUUGCCUUGAAUGGCAAGUUUUAACUCUCAGAAAGAGAACGAACCCUCUAGAACAUAGUACAGUAAUGUCUAGGUAAGCAAACUAAGUUGUCAUUUCAUGGAUUCUGCGAAUUUAAAGACUGGAUCGCUCAACUCAAGCCUUGCAUCAACAUUGUGGACUUCACCAGUUGAAGACAGUUUUUCGUUUGUAAAUUUCUCUUCGGAGCAUAUUUCUUCUCUACAAGAAAGUGGACCUUUCUUAUCAUUUGUCUUGUCUUACUGGGAUAACAUUCUUGGGCCAAGACUACGACAUGUUUGGCUAGGGACAUGCGAACAAAUAGCACAAGAGAAUUGCGUGAAGUAUAUUGUGUCACGUACUCUUAGUGGUGAACUUUUGCGUGACGCGCCAGAAAAUAUGGUCGAUACAAAACUGUUUAUUCUCAAAGAAAAAGACAUUGUUUGUCACUCGUUUAUCUUCACUGGAAAGGAUAAGUCCGGCAAUAAUAUUUCGACAUUUUCCCUUAUCAUUCCUUAUAUAGAGUUUAAGAAUUAUUUACCAUUUGUUGAACUUGUGGAGGAAAGGUUUAAAAUUCUUAUUGCCAAGCUGCGAGUUCUUCAAACAAAGGAACUUUCUACAGCAUGUUCAAGGUUUUCUGUAUACCUUUCAAGAUUUAUACAGACGAUUAUAUCUCUACAAAAUGCUGCUAUUCCUGAGGAAAUCCAGCUUAGUGAGACAGCAUUGAGACCUGGUCAAGAUAACGAACCUUUUGAUAAAGUCUUCUUGAGAAGAGCCAUAACGUCUCAUCUUCAAACCUUUGGAAGUACAUUGGUCAUUGGACUAUCAGCCGAAAGGGUUAAUUUGAUGGUUAACACUCUUGGCUUGUUCUUAUCACAAGAAGAGAGAAAUAGAUCGCGAUAUGCUGUGGAAAGUAAAGAAAAACUACACGAUGUAUAUGAUCCAGAUUUGUAUGUUCAAGGCCUACUGAAGGAUGAAGACGGUUCCUUUGCUCUACCUGUCAAGGGGAUUAUUACCAGCCAAUUUCCUUCCACUUUGAUUGAUGUUGACAAAAUGGAAGUCAAACAAACCUGUCCAUAUCAUGAGCACUGCGUCAUACGACAAGAAUUUUUGGAUAUUGAACUGGCAUUGCUCUGGGAGAAUCAAGAAGAUGCACCUGUCUACCCAUCCCUGGGACUUUUCCAUCCUAUGGACGACAUUGGUCUCUUCGUUCAAACGCUGAUGAAUGACGCCAGCCUGUUACCCGCAGUAUGUGAUGUUAGACAAGGUUUCAUAUCAAGUUUUUUAAGAGUCCUCGAUCGAAAAGCUCUGGCUCUUAUUAAAUAUGUAGAAGCUAAAUCAUCCAAAGGAAGCGUAUCCCUUGAACAUACAACCAAGCGGCAGUUGAGACACGAUCUACAGUUGACAACAGAAGCAGACUUUUUCAUCGUGCUGGUUCGGGCAGAGAAACACAAACCGGGACUGUACAGCUUUCUUAUGGGAGACCCAACAYAUUCUGUUGCACGAGUACGGGAUAUUUUAGAAUCUUUAUGAAUCUAGUAGAACACUGAUCAAUACUGCUUUUACCAAAAUAUUCUCGUUAUCAAUGAAAAACCAUUGCUAAACAUUUUGGAUGACUGUGACUUUUUUGAUAAAUAGAAAAUUCAAAAAGAGAAGAACCGAAUCGGCAUUAGUCAUUAUGUGGUCAUGAUUCUCCAUAAAUAGAUAUAGUCAUACUUUUUUCUGCCGAGUUUAGAGAAAUUCUAUCGAUUACAUAAUUUUUAUACUUAGUUUUUCGACCUAUUUUGUCACGCAACUACUUUAAUUCGUUAAAGUGCACCUACACCCUAUUGUUUUACAUUCUUAACUGUUUGUACUGAACAUUUUAAAAUGUUUUGUGGUAUUUUGGUCACAAAAAAAUGUGUGAAUGAAUUGAAUGC